AUCAACUGGGAUCCGAAACGGCACCGUAUCCGCUGUAUCCUUCAUAUUAUCAACAUAUCCCUUCAAGCCUUUCUUUUCGCGUCUUCACGUGAAGCACUUCAAGCCGCCCUUGGUGCUGCUAGCGACGUCACUGGUGAUGAGCUCUACGAACGGUUCUAUCUCGUCUUGCACGACGCGUCUGGUGGUGAUACAUCAAACCAGCCAGAUCAGACGCGAGCUCAGACGAGACGCCCUGGCGGCGUCGCAUCCAAAAAGGCUUCCGUUCAACAGGGAAAUCCUCCAUCGAGAACAGAUAAUAGAUUAGACAACACCACUAGUAGGAAGGGCUGGUUUAUGAUUCCUGCCCUGCGCAAACUACACCGGAUCGGGCUGUGGCUACGUAAUUCAGCUAUCCACAGUGAUGCAUGGGAUGAGCGCAUCAAACUACGACUCGGUAUUGAUAAUGAUACGCGCUGGAAUUCAUGGUAUAGGAUGAUCGAUAAUCUAAUGAGGAAAAAGCAGCAAAGAAAACACACGCAUUUCUCCAACCUUUCACAUCUACGACUUUGUGGGCUCAAGGCGCGACGACGACGCUCUCGCAAAACCUUAUUAUCAUGGAUAUACUACUUCGCCAUUACGAGCAGAAGUAGGAACUCUAUGAAGCAGAAGAGACAUAUGAUCCUCUCAUGCUGCACUCGAUUGAUAUGGGCUGGUUCGUACUUGAUAAGUACUAUACUAUGUCUGAGGAGUCACCUAUCUAUGCAACUGCCCUCCUCCUCGAUCCGUCGAAGCGAGCGCGAUACCUUGAGAUACACUGGAAGGAGGAAUGGGCGGCGACUGCCAUUACGCACGCACGUACAAUCUGGGAGGAAGAAUACAAGAUGGCGCCCGCCCUCGGACCUGCCCAGCCGCUGAGCAAAGCAUCUAGCUCGCAGCAGGGACAGCCAAACGAGCUUGAUCGGCUUCUGGACGAGAUGAUGGUCGCUGAGGACAUAACCAGGGACGUAGAUGACUUCGAAAACUUUAUCCGCACCCAGCCGAUAAAGAUUGAAGGCUCUCCUCUUAUCUGGUGGUGUCAGAGGGAUCAGAUUCGGACAUAUCCGCGUCUCAGUCGCAUGGCCAUCGAUAUACUAUCUGUCCCCCCUGGUUCUGCUGAUCCCGAGUCAGCAUUUAGUGGAUGGAGACGUACUUUAUCAUGGGAUCGCGAAAGGAUGUCAUGCGCUAAUUUGGAGAAGGUUGAAUGUAUCGGUAACUGGCUGCGUGAAGGACUCAUUAUACCAUCAUCACGUGGUGGUAGAGGGCUCAUCGUGGACGGUGAAAUAAACGGUAGUCUUCGGGUUGAUUCAGAUGAUGAUCUAGAUUAG
This is a messenger RNA of Ilyonectria robusta, 1343 nucleotides long. RefSeq lists its product as uncharacterized. The transcript is spliced from 3 exons. The record is from RefSeq and is a predicted model, not a curated record. Lineage: Eukaryota; Fungi; Ascomycota; Sordariomycetes; Hypocreales; Nectriaceae. The annotation marks the transcript as partial.